Tetrahymena thermophila SB210 is the source of this 3444-nucleotide messenger RNA. RefSeq lists its product as hypothetical. Lineage: Eukaryota; Ciliophora; Oligohymenophorea; Hymenostomatida; Tetrahymenidae. The transcript is spliced from 4 exons. The record is from RefSeq and is a predicted model, not a curated record.
AUGGAUAAAACUAAUAAGGCAAGCUUUUCUAAUUAAAGCAUGCAGUAAACUACAUUUCCUAGCAAAAAGGUCAGCUAUGAUAAAAUUAAAAUAUCUGACCUCUGUUUAAGAGGUAAUGUUCAUGCAUAAAAUUAAAGUUAAAAUAAAAUAAGUAUAUCAUAAGCCCAAGAAAAUGUAAUUCUUUGCCAAAAAACAAAAUUAGAGGAUAAAAAGUCCAUAUAAUUAGACUAGGACUUGAGCGCAGACAUUAUCUCAAAAAUUGGCAUAGACAAUUAUAAUAAAAAUAUGCAAAUGGUAGAUUUGAUUAAAAAUGGAAUUAAUUUAAAAAUUUAAAAGAAUAAUAAUACGCCUAAAAGUAAUUCCCAAAAGAGUAUGCAACUUUAUAAAAAUAUAAAGGUACCUAACAAAGCAUCUAUUAGUAGUUAGUAAGCUAUUUCUUAAUAAAAAAAUAGCAAUAAUUGUCAUCUAAAAUACUAAACAUUGUUAAAUGAUCGUGCAAGAAGUAAUCAAACAGAUGAUGAAGAUUUUAAGCAGAUCCUUGCUACUAAUAGUACUUCUCCAUAAUAGAGGAAUACUUUGUCAGGAAACAACUAAGAAUUUAUAAAAUAAUAAUUGUAAGUUUUUUCUUAAAGAGAUACUAGACAUUAAGUAAGUAAAAAUGGGAACAAAAAGAAGUAGUCAGUUGGUUCUACUGAGUAAGCUUAUUUAAGGUUUGAUGAAAACAAUCUAUAAAAAAAGUAAAGAAAUAGAAGUGAGCAGAUGGGAGUGAAGUAGCUUCUAACUCUAAAUAGCUAAAGUCAGUUUGCUACUCUAACUAGAUAAAAUCCUUAAAUCGAGUAAAUUCAGAAUAUAUUAAAAAAGAAAGGUGAAAAAUCACAAGAAAAGAUAAAAGUAAUUCAUAACUAAGUAGUAGACUCCUGUAAAGUAGUCUCUUAAGACUAAAAGAGUAGUGGUCUUUUAAAAAACUAGCACCUAAAUAGCAAUAUUACCAAUUAAACUGACUUGUAGAUAAAAAAUAAUCAAUUAAAUCAGCAAUAAAAUGCAAAUAAAUUGAAAGAAAACUCUUAAUUUAUUGCAAGUAAUUAAAAUACUAUGUUCUAAGAAAGUAAAAUGACUUCUGAUAAGUCUUAAGACAAACGCUAAGAAAGUAACUAAGAAAGUAAAUUUAAGCUAAAAGAAUCUGAAAUCUAAAAGAUCUAAUUACUAUUUUAACAACAACAGAAAAAAUAAACCUCAAAUUCAAAUUAAAAAAAAUAACCAGCCAAUCAAAUAAAUAAACAAGAAGAUAAUUCAAAUAAUUAAGAGAUUACACAACAUUAAAAAUAACCAUUCUUGAAAGCAUAAAUACAAAAGUAAAAUUAACAAUUCCAAAAUUCCUAUUAAUAACAAUAACAGCAACAACAAUAAAUACAAUAACUACUGCACCAUAAAAAGAAUUCAGAAUAAAAAUAAAAAUCAUAAGAAAAACAAGCUACCCAAGAAAUUCCUUUUUCAGUAAUUUAAAAUAAAUUACAGAAAUAAAUAAAUACUGAUAGGCAACAAUAUAAUUUAAAUGAGGUAAAGUAAGCAGCUUAGCACUAAUAUGGCCGUAUUUAAAAUACUAAAGAAUUAUUAGGAUAGAAUGACUUAAUAUCAAUGGCUGGAUAUCCAAAUACUUUGUAAGAUAUUAAUAAUACACAAAUUAACUAGCAGUAGAUUUAGUAAAAGCAGAGAAUGGUAUCUUUGAAUUCUCGACAAUCAUUAAUUCCUGUAAAUAAUUAGUAGCUAGAAGAUGAUGAAGAAUUAAUAGCACUAUAAUAAUAUAGCUCUCCUUUCCUAAGAAGUUCUUCAAGUAGUAAAGAGCCAAAUAGAAGAUAUGAAAAAUAACCUCUUGAAAAGAAAAAUGAAAUUGAUAAAAAAAUAAAAGAUUAUUUAGAAUAGAAAUAACAAAACUCUUCAUCAUAAGACUCUGGAUGCAGAUAACAAAUUGUAGGUACUCCUUCUUUAAUUACUAAUUCAACUAGCAAUAAAAAUAGCAGUAAUCAAAACAGUAAGUCAGGAAACUCAAAUUAAAACUUACUUAGUAGCAAUCUCAUCAACUCUAACUUAUAGUCUAACAAAGAGUACUAAAGAGCACAUACAGAAAGCAGUGCAUAAUAAUUAUAAAUAAAUUAACUAAAUUUAGAAGAAAGCCAAGUACAUUUCUAAACUGAAGAGACUGUUUCUCAUUACAGUUAAAGCAGCAGUAUAAAGAAAAAUUAAAAUUGUUCACAUAAUGGAAAGAAUUAAAAUAGUAAUAAUACUCCUCAUCGUCAGCAGAAAGCUUAGCUUAAAUCUUCAGUCAGCUAGUAAAUAAUUACUCCUUCCACAUGCGAUGCUAAGUAGUAAGUAACCUUAGUUUCUCCUAUGAUAAGCAAUUUUGUAAUAUCUCCUUCAUCUAAGGUAAUUACUCUCUCUCCUAAACCCUACCUUACUACAGAAAAUGAAGAUCAAGAAGAACAAGAUGUGAUAAUUACUUUUUCUGAAAAUGUAAAUACUGAAGGAUCUGAGGAUUUGCCUUAAGAAUCUAAUUUAUAACCAAAUUAAGAAGCAGGAUAUAAUAUCAAUAAACAUAAAAGCAUUUAAAAAGUAAAUAGCUCUAAAACUAACAAGUAAGAGCAAAUCAAUUACAAAUUAGAGUCUAGGCUAGGAGCUUUAGAGUUAGAAAUGUCUUCAAUAGUCUAGAGAUGUGUAAACCUUGAAGUAUUAAACAGAUCUUUAAAUUAAAAUAUUGAGAAAGUAAACGCAGAAAAAGAUAUAAUAUUAAAAGAAAAUGAAAUUUAUAGACUAAAAAUUGAGGAACUUCAAUUAAUUAACAGAUAACAAGAGGACACAAUUGAAAAGCUACUCUAAAGAAUUACUAGCCAACAUGAUAUACAUAAUUUAAACACUUCCCAUUUAAAAUCAAAUAGAAAUAAAGGAGAAUACUCUAAUUAAUAUAUGAACACUGAAAAUUCUACAGCAGAAAUUUCAUCUUACCCGAAUGGAGAGAAUAUGUCCUUCUAUAGCUAGAGCAAAGGAUUUUAAAAAUCUGAUGCAUUUUCGUCUGCUAGAGGAGUUCCUAUAUCUACUUAAAAUACAUUCAAAUCUAAAAAAGACUUAAAUUAAUAUUUUUCUAACAUGAUCAAUAACUCUUAAUCUAAGUAGUUGAUACCAUAAACAUUUUAAGGUUAUUUAAGCUAAAAAAAUUUACAAAAUUUGAUGGCUAACUCUCAAAUAUAAAAUAGUAAUUCUCUUACUUAAAAUGACAGUUUAUUGAGUAAAUAAAUAUUUAGCUAAAGUACAAAAAACCAAUCACAUAAUUAGUAAAUGUAUUCAUUUUAGAAUGUAAACAUAGAUUAAGAAUAGGCUUAGGCAAGCUCUUAUAGAAACGAUUACUACCUAUCAUCUAGACAUGGAAUAUAAAACUAGUAAAAAUAGUAAUGA